Dunckerocampus dactyliophorus (ringed pipefish) is the source of this 1002-nucleotide messenger RNA. Its product is annotated as G-protein coupled bile acid receptor 1-like. Gene Ontology annotation, molecular function: G protein-coupled receptor activity. NCBI's taxonomy places the organism in Eukaryota, Metazoa, Chordata, Actinopteri, Syngnathiformes, Syngnathidae. The transcript has a single exon. Gene Ontology annotation, biological process: G protein-coupled receptor signaling pathway. Gene Ontology annotation, cellular component: membrane. The record is from RefSeq and is a predicted model, not a curated record. The coding region runs from base 1 to 1002 and encodes 333 amino acids.
AUGGACAGAGGGGAGGAGCGCCUCAUCUACGCCAUCACGGUCCCGCUUUCGACCUCCAUCAUCCUCGCCAACCUGGUCAUCAUCUCGGGGAUCUCGUGCAACCGCCAGCUGCGCAACACGCCCAACUACUUCUUCCUUAGCCUGUUGGUGGCAGACAUGUGCACGGGCGUGGCGCUGCCCUUCAUUCCCCUCAUGGCGCUCGAACGGGAGUUGAGCUUCGGCUCCUGCCUCGUGGCGCAUGUCUUCCCCAACUUCCUGUUCCUGGCGUUCCUUCUCAACUUGGUGAUGGUCCACUAUGAGCGUUACAUUUGCAUCGUGGAGCCGCUGCGCUACAGCAACUUGUGGAUGCAUCGCAGGUUCCCUCUGGCCCUGCUGCUGGCGUGGGCGCCACCGCUCCUGUACGCAUCCCUGCCGGCUUUCGGCUGGAACAACUGGACCGGUCCGGACUGGCACGGCUGCUGCGCACGAGGACAAAAGUGGACGCCGGUGUCAAACUGCUCCACUAACGUGACCAUUUGCUGCUCAUACAGACGCGUGUUCCCCAACGCCUUCCUCUACCUGGAGGUGUACGGGCUCGUCUUGCCCGCCAUUCUCACCAUCGCUGCCAUGACGGGCCGCGUCCUGUGGAUUACCCGGGGCCAGCUGAGGGACAUCUGCCGCCUCCAUCGCUCUGUGGAGCGUGGGCAAGCCUCGGACGGCGAGCACCGGCUGAACCUGCGCUACACUCGCUGCGUGGUGGCCGUGUCUCUCACCUUCCUGGCGUGCUGGGUUCCGUACCUCAUCUACAUGCACGUGUGCAUCGCCUUCCUGAUGAGCGACACCAAGUGGAGCUCCACCACUCACAUCGUGCUCUCAUGCACCGGUAUCGGCAGCAUGGCGGUGGUGCCGCUGGUGCUGGGCCUCGCCAACAAGCAGUACACGGAACCCGCCUACAAGCUGCUCCUCAAACUUCGAGACAGGCUGAGGCGGACCGCGCAGACGCCACACGAGUCUGCAGUCUGA